AUCAUUUACGUCUGCGUAAAUAGUAGUCCAUACUUUUAACGUCCCAUAACGUCGUUAAAGCGCCUUCCGACGGCAUUGCAGCAAUAUAACCAGUUUGUCAUUUGUCUGUUUUAAUCGAGCGGGCUCAAGGGGACGCCAUUUGCAUCGUUCAACAUGGAUUUUGGUUUAAGCGAAGAGCCACAUGAAAAGAUGUCGCAGUCACAUCAGCUUUCUGAAGAAAUAAACGGUCAUGGGCAAAGUAAGACGAAGAACACACGAGUGUUCCUAGAGCAUCUACCAAAAGACAUACGCAAAGAUCAAGUUGACAAGACGUUUUCCAGAUAUGGAAAGAUAGCAAAAGUUUAUCUUAUCUACGACCCACCAGGUUCAGGCUUUGUUGAAUAUGUUGAUGCACGGGACGCAGAAUAUGCAGCAAACCAGAUGGAUGGAGCAGAUUUCAUGGGCUCUCGAGUGUCUGCACGCGUAACAAGAGGAGGCAUUGCCCGAGGACGAGGUCGAGGGCGAGGUGGCCGUGGUAUUAGUAGAGGGGGCUAUGACAGAGGUGGUAGAGGAGGAGGGUAUCAUUCAAGCAAUUAUGGUGGGGGCCAGGGUUACUAUCCUAGGGGGGGUGGUGGUUAUAGGGGGGGUUAUUCACGUGGGGGAUAUAGGGGUUCUGACAGAGGUGGUUAUGGAGGUCGAGGUGGAUAUUCACGUGGUGGCGGCAGUUACUCAAGAGGAGGUGGCGGUUAUUCCCGAGGAGGCGGAGGCUAUUCCCGAGGCAAUAACUACUCAAGAGGAAGCGGCUACUCCAGAGGCUUUUCUCGUGGAGGUUACAGCAGCUCCGGCAACUACGACAAUUAUGAGAAGUACGAAAAAUCUAGUCAAAAGCCAGCUGAGAACGGCUACUCUCGCUACCCCUCGGGUGACAAGUACAAGUCUCACUAUUCAGAUGACAAGUAUGAGAGCUACAGCGGGUCGCGCCGGGAGGAGUACCAGCGCAGCCGUUCACCAGUCAGCCAAUCACCUGAUCACUAUCGUACUGCCUCUCCUGGCUACCAGCGCACCAGGUCUCGGUCUCCAAUUGGUGGUGGGUAUGGCAGCUCUUCUCGCCACUAUCCCUCUUCUUCGUCGCCUCCCUCAUCCAGGGAGGUUGUACGAACCUCACGCUCUCGUGAUUCACGUGGCUAUAGCCCAGACCGGUCAUACUCUCACUCACGCAAAGGAUACACCAGUUCAUCUUACGGAGGACGUCGCAGCCCUGUUGAUGCCAGCUACUAGAAAACAGGGCAGUUGGGAUCGUUGUACGUCGGUUCCUUUGUGAAGCAGAGAAAUAAGGAUGCCAGAAUAUCUUAGUAAAUAUAUGAUAAAAACUAUAACUGUAAAAGUGGAAAAUGCUGUGUAGCGAGUAGCAGUUGGAAAUAGAUGUUUAUCAUGUCGGUCUUUUCAGAAAAUUGUGGAUGUACUGUAAUAUAUGUUUUGUUUGAAAAUAAUGGUAUUUUUGAAAAGUUUUACAGCCUUAAAAGUCUGAAAAAAGGAAAAUAAUAUCAGCAAUGAAAAAUUUCCCUCCCCACCCUGGAACGCACAACCUUGAUAAAAGUAUCAUGAAGUAAAUGAAAUUUGAUUAAGGAAGAUAAUUUGAAAUAGUGCAGAUAAGCAAAGACUGCCAUAUAUGUAUUAAGAUAUGUGGGAGAAAAAAGCUAUUAUAAAAAAAGUUGUAGAACCAAGGGUUGUUGGUGCAUUUCAGGUGACACUGAAACGGGUGGUUGUUUUUGGACGAUUUAUGCAGCUGUGGAACUUUUCUCACCAGAGGCUAGAACCAUUCUCUUGUUUAUUUGGUGAAAAUCACAGUAAAUCUGUCCAAUGGGAAUAAAAAGAAAAUAAGAGUACAGUAUAAUAUUAAUAUAGAAACAAGAAAUGGCAUUAGCACUCGAGAAUGGUUUAAAGGCUUUUUGGGUCUAAUAAUAAUUAUAAUAUAAAGGUUUUUGAAAUAGAGUAACAAUACAAUUGAUAGUAACUAGUGAAUCAGAAAUAUUGUAUUAAGUUCAUUUUGGAUAAAAUAGUUUUAAAUGUGCUUCUAUAACCUGUUGCAUUCAAAAUGAAGUAUGUGUCAAUUGAAAUGUGUGAACUUGAAAUAGUUUUGCCAUAUAUUCAUAGUUACAAUGGAAUGAGUUUCCUGAUGUUUCAUGGUUUUCAGAAUACUGUACCAGUACCUGUCGACUGAAAUGUGCAUUUGAACUUGAAAUUAUUUCAACUUUUCUUCAGAGAACUUGUUUUUUCUCAUGUUUCAUUGUUUCCUUGUGUAAGAGGAGUUCUGUAGAAAUAUUGCUAAUGCUAAAAGAAGGAAAAGCUAAUACUACUUGAUGCAAACACAGAAGAGGAAAAAAUAUACUAUAAGGCUGUAACUGAAGGUCAGGGUGAGGAAAGGUGGGGAUGGGGAGAGACACUGGAAGGCGCAUGUCCUCACAUACACUGCCAAAAUACUAUUACUGUUGUUGUCUGGGUUUCAGCUGUAAUCAGUAUCCAGUAACUUGUGAUGAUGAUACAUCCAUAUUUUUGAUAUGGCUAAAAGACUUCUCUACGUACAAGGUAAUAUAGCUGCCUUGUUCAUCCAAGUAUGACGUUCUACAGUAUUUGUCACAUUAGAUGCAGCGAGGUCUGUCAGUAUGUUUAGUAUGCAGAUCUUCAUAUACAAGGAAAAAGUGCAAUGUUACAUUUUGUAUAAGGCUUCAGGUGGAGAAUCCAUAUUAUCUGGGUGUUUAGUGAGAAUUUUUGAUAGAUAGUACUAUAAACUUUUUAUAUCUUGACACCUCCUUUCAUGAAUGUUGGUCACAAACUUGCAGAAAAAAAGAAAGGAGUAGAUUUCUACUUUUGAAAAAGAAAGGUACUUCCACAUUGAAGUCAAGCUUAGCAAGUUACUGGUCUGAUUUUAGAGUAUAUUUCCACCUUCAAAUUGUACACAUUUAAUAAACUGUUCCAAAAACUUG
Messenger RNA from Macrobrachium nipponense, 2963 nucleotides. RefSeq names its product RNA-binding protein Rsf1-like. Bases 154 to 1257 code for a protein of 367 amino acids. The record is from RefSeq and is a predicted model, not a curated record. The transcript is spliced from 5 exons. Gene Ontology annotation, molecular function: RNA binding. NCBI's taxonomy places the organism in Eukaryota, Metazoa, Arthropoda, Malacostraca, Decapoda, Palaemonidae.